Sapajus apella (tufted capuchin) is the source of this 10395-nucleotide messenger RNA. It is a transcript of the gene RIC1, whose product is annotated as RIC1 homolog, RAB6A GEF complex partner 1. Gene Ontology annotation, molecular function: protein binding. The record is from RefSeq and is a predicted model, not a curated record. Gene Ontology annotation, cellular component: Ric1-Rgp1 guanyl-nucleotide exchange factor complex; cytosol; Golgi membrane. The transcript is spliced from 21 exons. NCBI's taxonomy places the organism in Eukaryota, Metazoa, Chordata, Mammalia, Primates, Cebidae. Bases 2609 to 6085 code for a protein of 1158 amino acids. Gene Ontology annotation, biological process: intracellular protein transport; retrograde transport, endosome to Golgi.
AUGGAUUAGAAAAAAAAAAUCUCAUUUUUCUCCUAUAUGGUGCAUAUAUUUGUAAUUAUCUCUGGAACUUAAAUGUUUAGAUUGGAAAUAAAAGUAUUAGGGCUGAAAAAGUGAUUGACUCUUUUCCAAGUACUUUAGAGGUAGUAGAAAAUAUAUUCUCAGCAUUUAUUAGUAUGUAAUAUAAAGAAAUUUUUCUAAUAAGGAUUUAAAAACUAAUGAAAAGCAUUACUAAAUAAGGUAUAGAUAGAAAAUACAAAUUACAAGAAAACAACACAUAUGUAUUACUGGUAAUAAGGAAAUAACUAAAUGAUAUUUAAUAAAUACGUUGAAAUAUGAUUAUGUCAGUCCUCUGUGAAGACUUAGUAGGACUAGAUAAUUAGGACAGAACCUUCUAAGGAGUAAAAGAGCUGGAGAAAAAAAUACAUGUUUUAGUAUGCUUGAAGGCCUUGGAGAGCAAACAAGACAGUGAAGAGUUACCAGACUAAGAGAGGGCAGCAACCCAGUGAGCUAAGCUCAUUAUUUAAGCCUGCAGUGAACAUGAACAAACUAGGCUUUAUGCAGCAACACAGAUAAAUUUCACAGACAUGGUGAGCAAAAGCAGCUAGACACAAAAGAAUACAUGCUAUGAUUCCAUUUUAGGUAAAAAUUAAAGGGCAAAUAACACAGGCAGUUCUAAAUUAGAGGUACAUACUGGUGCACGUUUAAGUGGAAUGGUUUAAAAGAAAGAAGGAAGUGGUUACCAUGUAAAUCUGGAUAUUGGUUACUUUUAUGGUAGGGAUAUGAGGAUAUAGUGAUUGGGAAGGGCACUACUGUAUUGGGAGACUUUUGGGUACUGAUAAUUCUUGGCCUGAGUAGCAGUUUCACAGGUGUUUGCUUUGUGAUAUUAUUGAAAUUUGCAUUUCAUUUUUAUGUAUUAUUAUAAUUCAUGACAGAAAACAUUAAAAAUUAAAAUUCUUCUUCUACAUAACUGGGAGAAAAAGCCAGAAUUCUUAUGGUGACCUUCAAAGCCCUAAAUACCUGACCUCCUGUUAUAUCUCUUACCGCAGAUACCACUUUCCUUUCACAGCCCAUCUACUUCACUCUAUCCACACAAGCCUCAUUGCUGGUCUUUGAGCAUGCCAGAAAUGCUACUACAAGAGGGCCCUUAACACUUGCUUUAUUUCUUUAAGGACUUUCCUCAAAAGGCGUCCUUAUAGGGAAACCUGUUUAAUAUUACACUCUUCCCCUGUACUCCGUCUUCACCACCAUUGCUUAAUUUUUUUUGUAUAGUAUUUACUAACCUCUAAUAUACAUUAUACUUUUUUUUCACAAGUCGAUGGUAUUUAGUGUAUUCAUAUACAGUAUACUUUUUUAACUUGUUUGUCCCUUGACUCAAAUGUAAGGCAAGGAUACAAGUAGAGAUUUUGCUGUGCCAGGAUAACCUCAGCACCUAGAGCAGUGCCUGGUGAAUUGUAAACACCUAGAAAAUACUUAAAGGAUGAAUUUUCAGUCUAAGCAGUAGUUCAGAAAAGUAGUGCUCACUGCUCUUUUUACCAUUUUGUGACAUAAAAUGUCCGGUUUUAUUAUUAAAAUUGAAUAAUAAAAUCCCUACUAAAAAAGCAAAUAUUCCAUGUUUAGAUAGAUUAUAUAGCUGAUUUUGGAAUUAACUGAAAUCUGUAGUAGUCUAGUUCAAAUCGUUGUGAUUAUAUUGUAUCUUUAGUGUUUACUGUUGGGAUCAUCCAAAAAUGCUAUAUUAUAGUAUGCCACUUUUUGUGCCAGCUGAACUAAUGAUCAUGACCUUUGCCUUGGAAUUUAUCAUCUAAACUGAGCUGAAUCUAUUCUGUAUCUAUAUAUGGAAUUAAAUAGCAUAUACGCUUACCAGUAACGUCAUUCAUUUGUUGAAUGCUUGUUGAAUGGGAGGCAUUGUCCUAAAUAGUUUGCAUGUAUAUCUUCAUUUAAUCUUUGAAACACCUUAAGAGGUAAAUAACUUACAGAUAAGAAAACUGAAGCUUAAAAAGAUCAAAUAAUCAUUUUGGGGAGUGAAAGUAGUCCUGAGCUGUCAGGCUUCCGGAUACCAUGCUAUUAACCAUUACAUUAUGAAGAACGGGAAUUGUAGAGAGCAGUAAGCAAUUGAGAAAUCAUGAAUUGCUUCUAAAGAAUAAACCAAACAGAAUGUACUACUUUUCAUUGACUGAGAAGUUAAAUACUAGGUGAUUAGAAUAAUAAUAGUGAGCAAGUUAGAUGCGAUUUCUGCUAUCAAAAUGUUUACAUUCUAACAAGAAAGUUAUCUUUGAGUUUGGAGAUUGAAUUUCCACAUUUUAGGGUUUUUUAAAUAGAUUAACUAGCAUUGGACUGAGCUCAGUAUUUAUGAGACCAAUUCAUGAGAAGCUUGAGGUUUUAAGGGAGACUAUUGUGGUAGUCCUGGUAGGAUAAUUUCCUCUGCAGACGAAACCAAAUAAGCGUUAUGAAAUUGUAUGUUUACUGAAGGAGAAUUAUAUUGACUAAUGUAAAUUUGGAGAAACACUUUUUAAGCCUUAACUGUUUUUCUUUAUUAUAGCAGCUUCAUGGAGUUUGGCCACAAGAUGUUGUUGAUGGAACAUGUGUAGCAGUAAAUAACAAGUAUCGACUAAUGGCAUUUGGCUGUGUGAGUGGUUCUGUGCAGGUCUAUACAAUAGAUAACAGCACUGGAGCCAUGCUGCUAUCUCAUAAAUUAGAGCUAACAGCAAAACAGUAUCCUGACAUUUGGAACAAAACAGGAGCUGUUAAAUUGAUGAGGUGGUCUCCUGACAGUAGUGUUGUAAUAGUUACCUGGGAAUAUGGAGGCCUUUCUUUAUGGAGUGUGUUUGGAGCACAGCUGAUUUGUACACUUGGAGGAGAUUUUGCUUAUAGGUCUGAUGGCACCAAAAAGGAGCCCCUUAAGAUCAACUCCAUGAGCUGGGGUGCAGAAGGCUAUCACCUGUGGGUAAUCAGUGGAUUUGGCUCUCAAAACACUGAAAUUGAGUCUGACCUCAGGAGUGUAGUAAAACAGCCCAGCAUCCUGUUAUUUCAGUUUAUUAAGAGUGUACUCACCGUAAACCCUUGUAUGAGUAACCAAGAGCAGGUAUUGCUUCAGGGUGAGGAUCGCUUGUACUUGAACUGUGGAGAGGCUUCACAAACCCAGAAUCCCAGGAGUUCUUCAACACACUCUGAGCGUAAGCCCAGUCGAGAAAAGAGCCCAUUUUCAGAUGGAGGUUUAGAGUCUCAGGGAUUAAGCACUUUACUUGGACAUCGGCAUUGGCAUGUUGUACAGAUUUCCAGCACCUAUCUAGAGAGCAAUUGGCCUAUACGGUUUUCAGCUAUUGAUAAGCUUGGACAGAAUAUUGCUGUGGUUGGCAAGUUUGGUUUUGCACAUUACUCUUUACUCACCAAAAAAUGGAAACUUUUUGGAAACAUUACCCAGGAGCAAAAUAUGAUUGUGACAGGUGGCUUAGCCUGGUGGAAUGAUUUUAUGGUCCUUGCAUGUUAUAACAUAAAUGACCAUCAAGAAGAGCUUAGAGUAUACUUGCGAACAUCAAAUCUGGACAAUGCCUUUGCUCAUGUCAUCAAAGCACAAGCAGAAACAUUACUGCUUAGUGUCUUCCAGGACAUGGUAAUAGUAUUUAGAGCAGACUGUUCAAUAUGCCUUUACAGUAUUGAAAGAAAAUCUGAUGGUCCAAAUACUACUGCUGGUAUUCAAGUUCUUCAGGAGGUUUCCAUGUCACGCUACAUUCCUCACCCUUUCCUGGUAGUAUCUGUCACUCUGACAUCAGUGAGUACAGAAAAUGGAAUCACCUUGAAAAUGCCACAGCAGGCUCGUGGUGCAGAGAGCAUUAUGUUAAACCUAGCAGGACAGCUCAUCAUGAUGCAGAGGGACAGGUCAGGCCCACAGAUCCGGGAGAAGGACAGUAGCCCUAACCAAAGGAAACUUCUGCCAUUCUGUCCUCCUGUUGUACUAGCCCAGUCUGUUGAAAAUGUCUGGACAACGUGUCGAGCAAAUAAACAGAAACGUCACCUUCUAGAGGCCCUCUGGCUGAGCUGUGGUGGUGCAGGGAUGAAAGUUUGGCUCCCUCUAUUCCCGAGGGAUCAUCGCAAGCCCCAUUCUUUCUUGUCCCAGCGGAUCAUGCUGCCUUUCCACAUCAACAUUUACCCCCUAGCUGUUCUGUUUGAAGAUGCUUUAGUCCUUGGUGCUGUCAAUGACACUUUGCUCUAUGAUUCUUUGUAUACUCGGAACAAUGCUAGAGAACAGCUGGAGGUGCUCUUCCCUUUCUGUGUUGUGGAGAGAACCUCUCAGAUCUACCUCCACCACAUUCUACGUCAACUUCUGGUCAGAAACCUUGGGGAGCAAGCCUUGCUCUUGGCCCAGUCCUGUGCCGCAUUACCUUACUUCCCUCAUGUGCUGGAGCUCAUGCUCCAUGAAGUACUGGAAGAAGAAGCUACCUCACGGGAGCCCAUUCCCGACCCUCUCCUUCCCACUGUGGCAAAAUUUAUCACCGAGUUCCCCCUCUUCCUGCAGACAGUUGUCCAUUGUGCCAGGAAGACUGAAUAUGCCCUGUGGAAUUACCUUUUUGCAGCUGUUGGAAACCCUAAGGACUUGUUUGAGGAAUGUUUGAUGGCUCAGGAUUUGGACACAGCUGCCUCUUACCUUAUUAUCUUACAGAAUAUGGAAGUCCCUGCAGUAAGUAGGCAACAUGCCACCCUUCUAUUCAAUACAGCAUUAGAACAAGGCAAGUGGGACCUUUGUCGACACAUGAUUCGAUUUCUUAAAGCCAUUGGCUCUGGAGAAUCUGAGACACCUCCAUCCACACCCACAGCUCAGGAACCCAGUUCAAGUGGUGGAUUUGAGUUCUUCAGGAAUCGAAGCAUCAGUUUAUCCCAGUCAGCUGAAAAUGUUCCUCCCGGUAAAUUCAGUUUACAGAAAACACUAAGCAUGCCAUCUGGUCCCUCUGGAAAAAGAUGGAGCAAAGACAGUGACUGUGCUGAGAACAUGUAUAUUGACAUGAUGCUGUGGAGACAUGCUCGGCGCCUCUUAGAAGACGUGAGGUUAAAGGACCUUGGCUGCUUUGCAGCUCAGCUGGGCUUUGAACUAAUUAGUUGGCUUUGCAAGGAACGUACCCGAGCUGCCCGGGUAGACAACUUUGUAAUAGCCCUGAAGAGACUCCACAAAGAUUUCCUGUGGCCACUUCCAAUUAUCCCAGCCUCUUCUAUCAAUUCUCCUUUCAAAAAUGGAAAAUAUCGAACUGUGGGAGAGCAGCUGUUAAAGUCUCAGUCAGCUGACCCAUUUUUAAACCUUGAGAUGGAUGCUGGCAUCUCCAACAUCCAGCGAAGUCAGAGCUGGCUCAGCAACAUUGGCCCCACACAUCAUGAGACAGACACAGCUUCAUCCCAUGGACCACAAAUGCAAGAUGCCUUCCUGUCACCUUUAUCUAAUAAAGGUGAUGAAUGCAGUAUUGGUUCAGCCACAGACUUGACUGAAAGUAGCUCCAUGGUGGAUGGAGAUUGGACAGUGGUGGAUGAAAAUUUCUCUACACUCAGUUUAACUCAGUCAGAGCUGGAGCACAUUUCCAUGGAGUUGGCCAGUAAAGGGCCUCAUAAAUCCCAGGUCCAGCUUCGGUAUUUGCUACAUAUUUUCAUGGAGGCAGGGUGCCUGGACUGGUGCAUUGUUAUAGGCCUGAUUCUUAGAGAAUCCUCAGUAAUCAAUCAGAUUUUGGUUAUUACACAGUCUUCAGAGGUAGAUGGAGAGAUGUUACAGAACAUAAAGACAGGGCUACAUGCAGUGGACCGAUGGGCAUCUACAGACUGUCCUGGAUAUAAGCCAUUUUUAAACAUCAUUAAGCCACAACUGCAGAAGCUCAGUGAGAUAACAGAAGAGCAGGUCCAGCCAGAUGCCUUCCAACCAAUAACUGUGGGUAAGACUCCUGAACAGAGUAGCCCCCGGGCAGAGGAGACCAGGGGCUCCUCCAGCCAUGGAAGCAUCCCCCAGGGUGAAGUCGGGAGUAGCAGUAUGGUCAGCCGGAAAGAGGAGGACACAGCUGAAGCAGAGGAGGAAGAACCUUUUCAGGAUGGGACUUACGACUGUUCUGUGUCCUAACAGUGAGGUUCCCAUCACAAUGGGGCAGUAUUAAUUAGCAGCAGCAUGCAACUCUACGUUGUAACCUAGUUGGCUGAUUUAACAGGAGAACUCAGUUCAGAGACUCUUUGGUAAAGUAUUACUAGAUUUUAACUAAUUCUUGUCUAAGAAAUCUUUUUGACUCCAUAAAAAUGUGAUAUAAAGCAUCUUUCAUAAAAAAUUUUUAAGCUGCAGUGAAAAGUAAAUAUUGUACAGAUGUACAUGGGAAUAUUUUGGUUUUACUCAGAGGUUGGUAGCUCUUAAACCAUAGGAAUUGUUUUGUCCUAGGUGAGCUUACUUUUUCACUACUUACAGCUUCUUAUGUUUCCUGGUUCUGCAUAUGUCCAGACUGCUUUUUUAAAAAAAUGCUAAGGUGCUUGCUGUAGUUUAUCAGGUACUUAAGCUACCUACCUGUUUGCUCCCUUGGAUAGAGCUCGCUGGACUCCUUAAACAGUCCUCCUGAAUAGAUAUCUACCCUGGAGCACAGUAUGUGCCAGUGUGAUAGAAACAUUCUCCUUGGCUUUACUAGCCCCUUAAAUCCCAGUCCAGAAUUGAUGGAAGCUAUUGACCUGUGAGUUGAUGUGCUUGUUUUAGCAAGCUUGAUUCCCAUUAGAUCAGUGUGGGCACAGGUCUGAGGGAUUCUUCUCAAUUAUGCUGUUAGAUACCACUAAACAAUUUUAUAUUAAGGAACAGUAUCUUUUUGUGAAUACUCUUGUGUAGAUAUACCCAAAGGCACUGUUCAUAUUUUUAGGGCUUGUAUUGUAAUUUGUAAGCUUUUAAUGCUGGAUUCUGCAUGUCUACAAAGAUAGAGCUUGCUCCUCUUUGCAAGUUGAGGAAGACAGAUUUUUUUGGGUUGGUCAUGAAGUAACAGAAAUGAUCACACUGAUCAUGAAAUGCAGCAGGUUUUGUGCAAAUUAAUGUAGUUUUAUUUAUUGCUUUUGUAAAUUGAAUAAAGAUGGACUUCUAUGUAAAUAGACUGCUGAAUCCUGUAUUAUCACAGCUACUAAAAAUUAGUAUGUAAAGAAUGCAUUCUUCAUUGUAAACUUAAAAUAUUUUAUGUACUUCUAGAAAUGACUUAAAUUUGUUUUCAUACAUUAUGAAAACAGAACUGCAUACUCCUUAAUUGCUUUAGACUAAAUACACACAUCCACUGUAUGUAAUUCUAAUUAACUUAUAACAGUAUUAAUUUAGACAGCUUGUUUGUACUGUGCAAUUUGAACAAGGAAUGCAAUGUUAUUUUUUACAAAAAACUUGUUUAUUUUUAUAAUAACGAUGUAUUUGAUGUGGACCAAAUUCGUACCACUAUCUAAAACAACCCCUUUUUUCAUAGUGCAAUUGUAGUUUAGAAACAAAACUUGGUCCUGUCUCCUUGCUUUUUAAAGUAAAUGGCUAGAUUUAGUUGUCUUAACCAGGUUUCCUUUGAAGAAAAACUCAAAACCGUUUUGAAACUGCUUAGUUCAGAAUUCUUCAAAGUAUUUAAAAUUACUGAGUUGGGUAAUAUCCUAUCAUUUACUUUUACAUUACAAGUGCAAUAAUUUCACAAAAUAAAACUCCCAAAUGGGUGGAGUAUGUGAUUAUUGGUACCUGGUCCUUCUGGUGCUAUUUUUAUUUAAGUUUUUGUUUCAAACCACCUUUCCCUGAAUCUUAAGAUAAUGUUUUGCAUGUGAGUACAUGCAGCCCAGCAAGAAACUGAACUCUCUUCUCCUGUUGUAGUCCAUUAAGGAGAAGAACCAGCAUUGCUUUUGUGUUUGGUGUGAAUAUUCAGUCAAUAAAAAUGAUUUACCAUUAUAAAGAGCUGUGAUCUUCUCAAAUAUCUUAAAUAAAACACUGUGCUACUGAGUUCAUCUCAUUCUUGAAAGCAGGGCACCAGUAAGUUAACUGUAUUCCUAUGGGUUAGGCCAUGAAUCUUUUUUUUUAAAAUAAAAUAUUCCUUUUUCAACUAAUAGAAAUAGGUCCCACAGCAAGAAAUUUGGUAGGUUUACAGAAAAUUUGGUAAUUUAUUUGUUAUAUAAUUUAAUUUUUACAACUCCAUUUUUAUUUUGUUGUGUUGCUUGGUUCACAUAUCAACUGUUUAAGCCAUAAUUUUAGCCAAUGAAUUUAAAUAUUCAGUAUAAUUAUUUGAGGUUUACUAGAUGCAUUUAUUAAUAAGUUAUUUGCUGAAACCAAAACAGGAAGUCAUUGGGGUAUGGGAAUAAAAUCAACCUUUGCUUUGUAAUUAAAGUUGCUGCUAUUUCUGUAAUGUGUAUUUUUCCCCACUUUGUAAAGGGCAAUAAAACCAUUACAAAAAGUUUUGUUUAUUCAUCAUCUCAGGUUAACAACAAAAGCCAUGAAAAUCAUCUUUUCAUUAUAUAAUUCUGUUUCUUAGAAUUUUCCUUACGAAGUAACUAGAAAUUCAGACCACUUUAUUUAAAAUAUUUGUUUGUAUGUAGAUUUAGAAUGGGAACGUCAAGAGUUGGCAACAUUCUAGAUGCCUAACAGUAAUCUAUUGGUGGAAACAGUCCAUAUCGAUGACACGGAAAAUGUUCAAAGUAUAAUGAAGAAAUGACAGAAAAUUAUGUAUACCGUAAGAUACCCCACGAAGCAAGCAAAAUUUUACAUGUAAGUAUAGAGGAACCUAGGUGUCAUUUCUAAUAAGUGGGAUUAAAAAUUACUUUGACUUUUUCCCAUUUUCCUAAAUAUGCUUUGUCUCCAUGGAUUUGCCUAUUCUGGACAUUUCAUCUAAAUGGAAACACACAGUAUGUGGACUUCUGUCUCACUUGGCACCAAAACAUGUUAUUGUUAGUUUGGCUGUAGCCAUCCAAAGUUGUAUAUGAAGUGGUAUCUCAUCAUAGGGAUUUUCAUUUUCCUAAUGGCUAAUGUACAUCUUCUCGUAGGAUUAUUAGCCAUUUGUAUAUCUUUGAAGAAAAAUGUCUACUUAUGUCAUUUCAUUAUUCAUUUGCUGGAGUUCUUUAUGUUCUAAAUACUAUUUUAUAUAUAUAUAAAUUGCAGAUAUUUCCUCAUUCUGUUGGCUUUCUUUUCACUUUUUUCCCCUAGGCUUCAAUAUUCAAGGUUUUGUUUUUUUUUUUUUUUAAAUGAUGUUAAUUACAGCAUUUGAAAAGGAAGAUAAAAUUCCACACAAAAUAGAAGACUCUAAAAUGUACCCAUUAAUACUGCUAAAAAACAAAUUGGUAAGAAUACAACAGAAGUCUGAUUUAGGUUCUGAGUGUCGUCACCAUGUGAUUACAAUCACACAGUCUUUCAUUUCACUUUCAUUUUGAUUAAGUCAAACUUUUUUUUCUUUGGUUGCUUGUGCCUCAUCCAGUGUUAUGAAUAUUUAUGCCUAAGUUUUAAGAGUUUUAUAGUUGCAUCUCCAGUUUUGUAUAUGAUAUAAAAGAUAUGAUUUCAUUCUUCUAACAUGUGGCUACUGUCAGAGCACCAUUUAUUGAAAAGAUUUUUUUCCCAUUGUCAAAAAUCAAUCAAGUAUAGCUAUAUGAGUUUAUUCAUAGACUCUUAAUUGUAUUAUGAUGAUCUGUAAUCUCUUCCUAUGCACAUACCACAUUGCCUUGAUUUCUGUUGCUUUGCAGGAAAUUUUGAACGUGGGAGUCCUAAGUUUGUUUUUUCUAGGCUGUUUUGGCUAAUCUAGUUCCUUUCUAUUUCCGUAUGAAUUUUAGGAUCCGGUUAUCAAUUUCUCUACUAAACUAAAGGCAUUUGAGAUUUUGAUAAGGACUGUAUUCAUGACAUAAAGCAAUGUGGAAAAUAUUGCCAUAUUAAUCCUUCCAGUCCAUGAACAUGAGAUGUCUUUCCAUUUAUUGGGUUUUUAAUGUCUUUUAACAGUGAAUUAUAGUUUUUAGUAAGUCUCAUACUUUUAUUAUAUUUAUUCCUAAGUAUUUUAUUCUUAAUGCUAUUGUAAAAAAGUGGAAUUUUCUGGUUUUGGAUUGCAUAUAUAAAUACAGUUGUUUCUGUAUAUUGACAUUGCAUCAUGCAACACUGAACUUUUCUUUUUCAUGGAUUACUUAGGCUUUUCUGUAUUGACGGUCAUGUUGUUCGCAACCAGAGACAGUUUAAACUCUGCCUUUUCCAUCUGGAUGCCUUUUCUUUCUCCUGACAAACUGUCCUGGAUAGAGCCACCAGUACAAUGCUUUAUUAAAUGGCAAUAGUGGACAUCCAUGUUGUCUUCUGAUAUUAGGAAGAAUCUUCCUUUCAUCACUAAUUAUGAUGCUAACUGUGGGUUUUUCAUAGAUAGCCUUUAUCUGGUUGAGGAUGUUCCCUUAUGUAUAGUUGGUCUUUAAUAAAGACAAACCCACGUGACUGUU